This is a messenger RNA of Uranotaenia lowii, 1276 nucleotides long. RefSeq lists its product as uncharacterized. Bases 233 to 1060 code for a protein of 275 amino acids. The transcript is spliced from 3 exons. NCBI's taxonomy places the organism in Eukaryota, Metazoa, Arthropoda, Insecta, Diptera, Culicidae. Gene Ontology annotation, cellular component: mitochondrion. The record is from RefSeq and is a predicted model, not a curated record.
CAGGAGAGGGAACGGAAUGUGAAAGUUUUUGGUACCUAUUUGUUGCGACAAAAACUAAUUUUGAGGCUGAAAGUGUCAACAAAACGUGUUACAUCGAAAACAAUCAUCAGCCGUUCUGAGCAUAAAUUCAUUCUACGACUUAUUGAACUGACCAUGGUUCAUCGAUAGAAAAAAGCCAGAAAACUUGUAUACCUAGUAGCUUACGCAAGGAACAUCAAGUCGAAAUAAAAAAAUGUCUCUGUUGUUAAAUCUACCUCGAUUGGGUGCGUCUGCUAAGCGAGGCCUAUUGAAGUGGCCUUUGGGAAAUCGAUUUUCAACACAGCUCAUCAAUGUUAAUAGUUUCGCUGGGCUGGCCAGCGUCGAGCAAUCGUACAGUUGCUACAAGUGGAACGAACAGAGCGGAAAUGGCAGAGUGCUAAAACGAUUUCCAGCUCUUCAACAGUAUCAGCUCAGGAACAUUGUCCGGCAGUCUAUUCUCCAGCAACAGGUGCAAAAGCAACCGUCUGAACAACAGCAAACCGGUAAUGACAGCGGAAGUGCAUAUCCGCCACCGGUUUGUGAGCCGGAAAAUUUGGGUCUGUUCGCUCGAUUUAAAAAGAUGGCCAAGGAGUAUUGGUACGUUUUGAUCCCGGUCCAUUGUUUGACGUCCGUGUUCUGGUUCGGCGGUUUUUACUAUGCAUCGAAGAGUGGUGUUGAUGUCAUUGCAGUGCUCGAAUCGAUGGGAGUUUCUCCGAAACUGAUCGAUCCGGUGCGCGACUCCAGCUUGGGUCAUAUUGCGGUAGCCUAUUUGCUUUAUAAGAUCGCGACACCAGCACGUUACACUAUUACUUUGGGUGGUACCACCGUUUCAAUCAAGUAUCUUGUAGCUCUGGGUUACAUAAAACCGAUGCCUUCAAAGGCUCAGCUGGUGCAGAUGUACAAGGAUAAGAAGGAAGAUUUUCAGGAGAAGAUGGCUGAGAAGAAGCAAACACUCCAGGACAAAAAACAAGAGCUUUCCGAUAGGCAAAAAUGUUUGAUGGAUGAUAUCAAGAAAAAAAGACGGUUAACUAAUGAAAAGUAGCACUUUCGCAAGAUUUUGGAGGAUAGCGUUGACCAGUGUCCUUGAUUUUCUAGUGCGUUUUGGGUGUACGUUGCGUACAAAUAUCUAUUUACACGUUUCCAGUAUCAGUAAUGUCCAUACGAAUAAAAAGUGUUACUCUAUUCGACAAGCCCCUAGACAUUACUGGAGAGCUAAGCUUUUUUGUUCUAUAGAUCAAUAAAUUUGUUUUUUAUAUUG